AUGACACAACGGAUGGACCUGGGUGGAUGUCUCUUUGGUACCAAGGAAUCUCCACUCCAAUUGCAGCUUGGAGCAAUUGCUCAUUUCUGCCAUCCCUCCAGCCAGCCAGGGCCAAUUCAUUCCUCCCAGCUUACAGAGUGGCUGGAUUCUAGUCUAGUGUGGAUCAAAGCAGUACCGGAACUCAAGCUAUGUCUUUCCGUCUCUGCCGGCAUAGGAUUAGAUAUUGCAGUGUCUGAUUUUGUUUCCGACUUGGAAAAGAGUCUCUGCAGCUCCAGUGCAUGGUCAGCCUUUGGAUUCGCCAUAUCGCACCCAAAUUCCGAUGGCUCUGCCCAGAAUGGUCAUCCCGAGCCUAACAGCAUCAAUUUUGGGAUUUGCAGGAAUAACAGGACAUCUUAUUUGGCCAUUGGUAGGGGCUUACCCAUCCUCUUGCACAAUCCACCGGAUGCCCAACCUCCACCUGAUGUUCCGACCGUGUCUUUGGCUGAAAUUGAGCUGUCUCUGCAAUUUUCAAUUAAGCCGGGCAAGCGACGACACAAACUCUUGCUGCCAUUGGACCUACCAGGAGAUCUGAAUCCCACUUCUGCUGGCCCUGCAACCUGCCCAUACCUGGUGGACAUUGGGGUGGACUCUGGUCUUCAACGAUUGACUGUUCAUGCGCCUACCAAGGACUUCGGCAUCCAGGUGGUCGGAGAAGACACUCUUAAAACAUUAUCUGACCAAGCUCCUGUUAUUUUCAAUAGGCAGUAUCGAGAGGCAAUGAAUCAAAGGGCAGUUUCAAUACCUAUCAUUGUUAAAGCGAUAGGCUCUAUGCUCCAGAAUACGGAAAAUCCACUUCUUCGGGAAAACACGUCAGCUCUGCUCCGUUUGUCACAAAAUCAUGUGGAGGGCAAUUACUCGAUACAGGAACAUGCAAGCAGCCUACAGUCCACAAUUACGUCCUCACUUUGGCGUAUUGCCCAGUCAAAACUUCGCAGAGUCAAGGUUUCAAAAAGCACAGUGACAUUCUGUCCUAUUAAUGCACAACACACCAACAAUCAGCCUGCUUCGGGUGCCGGUGAUAAUAUCAUGAACUUCUUCGAACAAAGUGAUGUCAGUGAUAGUGAGAUGCUUGACAUGGAUGACUUCGUUGACGAGUAUAUUGAUAAUCGUUACAUGGACUUCGAAAAUAUUCUCAGGUCAUCAGAUGAAUUUGACGUUAAAUCCGAGGGACCUCUUCUUGAUAGCAGUCAAUCCAACUUCAGUGAUAUCUAUGAAUCAACUCAAACAACCCUGGAUGAUAACAAUGAGCCAGCUGCAUCAAACCAUGACUGGGAGAUUUGCUUUGAUUCAGACUCAGACUCAGAGUUGAUUGAAGCUUGA
This is a messenger RNA of Penicillium taxi, 1359 nucleotides long. RefSeq lists its product as uncharacterized. The record is from RefSeq and is a predicted model, not a curated record. The transcript is spliced from 4 exons. Lineage: Eukaryota; Fungi; Ascomycota; Eurotiomycetes; Eurotiales; Aspergillaceae. The coding region runs from base 1 to 1359 and encodes 452 amino acids.